Messenger RNA from Fusarium sp. VM40, 1509 nucleotides. The record is from the annotation of a GenBank genome assembly. NCBI's taxonomy places the organism in Eukaryota, Fungi, Ascomycota, Sordariomycetes, Hypocreales, Nectriaceae.
AUGGCUAUGUCGACUACCCGCUUCCAUGUGAAGACGGGCUGCCGGACCUGCAAAGCCCGAAAGAUCAAAUGUGACGAAGGCAAGCCCUCAUGCAAGCGUUGUAUAUCGUCGCGUCGCGUUUGCCACGGUUACCAAGACACUGCCGCUGAGCAUAGCCUGACAUGGUACCGACCUAACCAAUUAUCUGCAGGCGACCAGAAAGAAGGCAGAGCGUUCCAGUUCUUUACAGAAAUGGUCGGGCCAGUUCUUUCUGGACCUACAGACUCUUACUUCUGGACUCAUCUGGUCAUGCAGUUCAGCCACUUUGAGCCUACCAUGCGACAUGCUGUUCUAUCUAUCAGCUCGUUAUAUGAAGAAUUUGCCAGAGGAUCUCGUAUCACUCGGCAGAUUUGCGGCAGCACCUUUGCUGUUCGUCAUUACAACUCGGCUAUCAAGCAAGUCAAGUCCGCCAGCGAUGAGCAAACGGUACUGGUGCUCUGCGUUCUUUUUAUUUGCAUCGAGUAUCUACAAGGAGACUUCGAUGCCGCUCUACAGCACUGCCGUCAUGGCAUCAUGAUACUGAAUAGCUCUUCACGUCCGGCUUGGGCCUGUCAGUAUCUUGUUCCCAUAUUCCGACGUCUAAGUAUAAUUCCCCUUCUCUUCGGCGGUGCCAGUCCUUCGCUUCUCCCGCCGCUCGUUGGAUUCGAGACACCAUUGCCUUCAAAGUUCAACGAUAGUCGAGAAGCACAAACAGCCAUUGAUGAUCUAAUGGUUCGGACCUUGGAGAGUCUCCACGAUGAUAUCGACGACAAGACUGAGCUGGCUACGUUGCUGGAUGAAUGGGAAUCCAAGAUGGAUGACCUAGAAGGCUCACUUCCCCCAGCUGCGACAGCUGACAAAUAUGCGAUAUGUGGAAUGCGAUUCAAACAUAAAAUUGCCAAUAUUUAUAUCCAAAAAACAAACUCGCAAACAGAAAUGUGGUGGGAUCAACAUCUCUGUCUUUUCCGGGAUGCUGUGAAUUUGGCAGAAGAAGCAUUUCAACUAUUGACGGCACCAAAUCACCAACGCUCACCACCAUCGAGCUUCAGUUUCGAAAUGAGUUGGCUACCAAUGCUGUUCUUCAUUGUCCUAAAGUGUCGAGACUUGAAAACUCGUCUUAGAGGAUUGUCCUGGUUGGGUCAGCUUGGACCUGCCAAGGAGGGUCUAUUUGACGUGGGGACUUUGUAUAGAAUCGGAAGACGUCUUGUUGAGCUAGAACUUGAAAUAUGCCUCCAAGAUACCGAUGACCCGGUGGGACUUACAAGUACCGUUAUGCCAUCGGAGGAGAAACGCUAUUUCGCUAUUCCGGUGAAACACGAGCUGGAGGUCAUCCGCAAGGAGGACGGCACGGUCAAUUACAGAAGACAGGUUGAAUUCCUCAGAAGAGAUGCAGAGGGCAACGUGAUUAGUCUGGGAGAAUACAUCUAUGAUGAUAAACCUCGUGGAUGCAAUAUUAAGAUUCCACCAAUGAGAUGUUCAUAUCGUCUCUAG